UGCCCCUUCAGAGGCAGCAGAGCAGCACACUCACUCAUGCAGAGUGCAGAGGACUUGGAGGGUCGAACCUAGUCAGCAGGUCUCACACACGCUUGCAUGUGUGUGUGUGUGUGUGUGUGUGUGUGUACGGAGCUGAAACUCUCCUAGAUACAUACACUCACACCCUUUCCUCCUUCUUUCCUCUGUCCUGCUCUACUCUUUCUCCUUUCCCCUCCUCCAGCACACCUUUGUGUUGUUUUCCUUGCCCCUCUUCAUCUCCCCUCCCUCUUCAGCCUCACUAGUUUUCCCUCUGUUCUGUCCUAUGUGCUCAGUCUGUAGUUAGUGUGCGAACUGAGAGCAUACCAGGCGAGAUGCUGCUGAUGCUACAGCUGUUUGGGCUCCAUGUCUCCUUCAGGGCCCACUGAAGAAGACAAGACUGCACGUGAGCCGGGGAUCUUCAACACCACACUCUGAGAGACCUACAGCUAUCACUUGUUUUCCUCACAAGCCAGACUCUGGAAUAAACUGAGCUUUUAAAGACUUAGAGAAAAGAAGAAAAAAAAAGAAUGAGGAACAAGUCGCAUCAACUGGUUGCACAGUUCUUAUUCUUAGGAUUGUUGCUAUCUUUGGUGGACAGUAAAGGAACUUUCUAUGGAGGUUCUGUCAACCCUUUCUAUGGAAACAGAUACAACCUGUUCAAGGCUGGACUCAACCCGCACCAUUCACCAAACAAGCCCAUGACCCGUCACAAAAACCAUUGUGCCUAUGUGGUCCAGAAGAACAUCACAUGCAUCAUGCAGGAUGGAGUGUCUACCUUUGUGAAGGCGGAGUACACCACCAAGUGCAUCUGGGGUCAAAAGUGUCCUGUUGUCAUGUACAGGACAUUUUUCAAGCCAAAGUACAAGGUGGGUUACAAGACUGUCACUGAGCUUGAGUGGAGAUGUUGUCCCAGCUACUCUGGGGCGGACUGCUUUGAUGGACCCACGUCGCUGCCUGAUGUCAUGAUGCCACCUUUCAAAGGUGCAGGUGUGCCGCAUCGCCCAGGGAUGAAGGGCUUCCCCCAUGGCCCGAGACCCCCCGUAGACCAGAGGCCUGGAUCAGGUCAGCUGGAGCCUGGCAAACCCUUGCCGGGUGUGCCUGACCACAGACCAAUACCCUCAGGACAGCUGCCUACUGGAAAUGGACAACCAAACUACGGAAACAAAUUUGGAAUUUCAGGAGUGACCGGUGAACGUUUGGACCGGAUGGAGGAGGACCUGCGUCGCCUCACCCAGGGUCUGGACACUCUCAAUGGGGUGGUGGCUGGCCUUGAGGAGCGACUGCGCAUAUCUCUCCGGGAAGACACUAACAAAAUCUUGGUGUCCCUGCUACAAAACCCUCCCCGUGUGCCAGACUCUACAGUGGGAUUUGAAGUAAUCCCAGAUGGACCGAGAGGAGGAGAAACCUUCAAUGGUUUUGGAGAUUUAGCAGGGAGGGUGACAGAAGUGAGAGAUGAGCUACGAGCCAAAACUCACAUCAUAGAGGAGAUUCAGGGAAUGGUUUUGAGUCAUGAUGGCCAGCUGAAGAAGCUGUUGGAAGGAGCUAGAGGCAGACCCAUCCCCGGCCCUAGCUCCACUGCUUAUCUGGAUGAGAUCCUGGACAUAAAGCUGGCUGGAGUGCGGGCUGAGAUCCUGGAUGGCUUUGAACGUCGUCUGACUGGUCUGGAGAAUCACUGUGACACAAAGAUUGGGGAGGUGCAGAGGCAGUGCCAUAGGGAUCAUAUGGAUGGUCAGGAACAGAUGCAGCAGUCUCUAGAUGGAAAGGAGACUGGACUCCGGGAGGAGCUGGGCUCUUUGCAGGCUCAGAUCCAGGGUCUAACUCUCACAGAGAGCUGCUGUGGACAGGUGAACAGUCUGUCCCAGCGUGUGCUGCUGCUGGAGGACUCAGUUAAAGGUUUGACAGAAUCUCAGAGACAGCUCCAGUCUGCCCUCACUGACCAGAGCAUACACGUGGAGACACUGGUCGAGACCCGCCUGAUCGAGAUAGAGAGCCGUCUCAAUGCCACAGAGGGUGGACCUGAUGGAGUAGCAGGGCUCCCUGGUGGUCUGGAUGGCUUCAAGACCAUGCUGGAGGACAAGCUGAAGACCCUGGAGGAGAGAGUGUUUGUCGCUGUUGAGGAAGUUAAAUUAAGUAAUGCCACUUCUCCAGCAGUCCUGGAAGGUCAGGUGGUCCCAGCGCUGGAGACAGAGAUAGAGUCUGUGAGGAGGAGGGUGGAGGGAGAACUGGAUGGCAUUCAGAAACAAUUAAUAGAUCUGGAGCUCUUGUGCACCUCUUCCUGUGCUCCCUCUACCCCACCAGCAGGGGGUAUUAGUAUCACUGAAGUAGAGGAAGAAUGUGAGGGGAUGGAGAAGAAAAUGACUGACCGCCUGGACACCCAUUCUAACCAGCUGAACCACCUAAACAACACCUUGCAGAACCUGCUCUUCCGUAUUGCCCAGGAGGACACAGAGGGCAUCGUCCAGGGAGAGAUCACCCUGCUGAAGGUCAACAUCAACUCUGUGAACCGCACUCUGAAGGGCCUAAAGGACUCUAUUAACUUUAUUGCAAGUGAAGUGGGUCAUGCUAAUUCCACCUGGGAGCAGAGAGAGCACCAGUUAGUCAAUCAGGUGCAAGGAAUCACCAAACUAGUGGGCCACCAAGCCCACCUCCUGGGGGCCGGGGAUAGGCGACUGGCCCAGCUGAAGGGAGAGUUAGUGGCCUUAAAGAGACAGCUGUCUGGGGAGCUUCAGGGCUGCCGGAGCACAGCGAUAGAAGUACAGAAGGAGGUAAAGGAUGUUGACAGCAGGGUGAGCCAGGUAGAGGGCCAGUGCAGCAACCUUGGGGAGCUGGCAGAGCACCUGGAGAGAAUCAGGGCAGAGCUUGAGAGACACUCAGACUCCUACCUGGCUCAGGUGAAUGGCACUCUGGCCAACCAUUCAGAACAGAUAGCUGAACUGAAAGGGGAGGUCAAAGACUGUGCGACCAGGGAAACAGCCAACCAAAAAGGAGACCAGUAGCAUUUGAGCUACAGAUUUAUUUUUUUCUAAGAGAGACUUAUGUGUGCUUCUCAUUGGGCUGACUUCCUCUGCUUCUCCCUUCUCUUUUUUAAAUCCCAUCUGCACAGAUGCAAAUCAACUGAACCAGUGAAAGUCAUUUCCCAUUAGUUCCCCACCCCAGUACCUCCAGAUGUCCCGGGUAUUUAGUUUAGUGAAGUGAGGAAGUCACAGAAUACAAAGACACACCUAUGGUUGUAUAGCUGGGCAAUUGUUUUCCCUUGAGAUUUUAUUCUAUAGGGCAUUUGUUUUUUUGUUUUUGUUUUUCUCUGAUCAUGAUUGUUUUGUUUUCACAUUUUACCUUUUUUAACUUAUAUGAAGUGACUGCAUUGCUAAGAUGUUAAACUGUUUGUAUUAGAGGAA
Molecule: messenger RNA, 3413 nt
Organism: Larimichthys crocea (large yellow croaker)
Lineage: Eukaryota; Metazoa; Chordata; Actinopteri; Sciaenidae
Gene: emilin3b
Product: elastin microfibril interfacer 3b
Exons: 6
Coding region: 546-3014 (822 amino acids)
Cellular component (GO): extracellular matrix
Molecular function (GO): protein binding
Source: RefSeq, a predicted model, not a curated record